This is a messenger RNA of Spathaspora passalidarum NRRL Y-27907, 1332 nucleotides long. Its product is annotated as putative alanine--tRNA ligase. The transcript has a single exon. Gene Ontology annotation, molecular function: ATP binding; Ser-tRNA(Ala) deacylase activity; alanine-tRNA ligase activity. Bases 1 to 1332 code for a protein of 443 amino acids. The record is from RefSeq and is a predicted model, not a curated record. Gene Ontology annotation, biological process: alanyl-tRNA aminoacylation; regulation of translational fidelity. NCBI's taxonomy places the organism in Eukaryota, Fungi, Ascomycota, Pichiomycetes, Serinales, Debaryomycetaceae.
AUGACAACUGCGAUUGUUGGGGCAUUAGCCUGUCAGAAGAAUUCAUUCUUAAAAGUAUUCAACACCACCGUAGUCUCCAGUUUUGAGUUUGUUCCUCCACCAACUCCAAGAGACAAGCAAAACAAGAAUAAGAAAUCAUCCUCACCAGAAGUCAAACAGACCGAGUAUGGAGUUGAGUUAAAGGACACGAUUUUGUUCCCUGAAGGUGGUGGUCAACCUUUCGAUAAGGGAACCAUAACUUUACCGGACAAUAAGGAAAUCACUGUCAAAUCUGUUAUUCGUGACAAGUUAAAGGCUAUUCAUAUUACUAAUGAAUUGAUUGAACCAGGAACCGAAGUUACAUUGAAGGUGGACUGGAACAGAAGAAUCGAUAUCAUGCAGCAACACACCGGCCAACACUUACUUUCUGCUGUAUUUGACACCUACAAUCUUGAAACCUUGAGUUGGUCCAUGGGUGAUGUUAUAAAUUAUAUUGAAUUACCAGAAAAAGUAUCGGAAGAAAUUGUAGCUGAAGUUAACACCAAAGUCAACGAGUUAAUCUUGGAAAAUCACGAGAUCAAAGUUGUUACUCCUGAUCAACACGGUCAUGAAGUCGAUGUCAGUCAUUUACCAGACGACUAUGAUUUGUCCAAGGGUAUUAUUCGUAUUGUUAAGAUUGGUGAAUUGGAUGCUAAUCCUUGUUGUGGUACGCACUUGACUUCAACUGGCCAAAUUCAAUCUAUUGCUCUUUUGCAUCAAGUUAGUGUAAGAGGUGGCCAUUCUCGUUUGUAUUUUACUUGUGGGAACAGAGUUUCAAACUACUUAAGAAAAGAGCACGAGAUAUUGAAAGAUGUGUCUGGAAGCCAAUUAUCUUGCCAAAUUGAAGAAGUUGUCGAUAAGGUCGCACAAUUAAACAAAAACUACCGUAAGGCAAACUCAACUGUAUCUGGUUUACUCAAGGAAAUUGCUGGUAUGGAAGCUGCAAGACUUUUUACCAAGUUCCAAAAGGACGAACAGUCAGUUGGUUAUGUAUACCGUGCUGAUAACAAUCCUGAAUAUUUAACCUCGGUUCAAAAAGAAAUUUCUACUUUAAUCAACAACAGCAAAGGUUUAAAUGUUGAUUUGAGUUCUAAGCAGACUCUUGUUUUGAUUAAUGGUGACUACCCUUCAGGUACUGGUGGUAUGGUCAAGGUCAUGGGGCCAAAGGCCGAAGAAAUCCAAUCAGAAUUGAAACAAAGAUUGACACAAUUGAAAGGUGGAGGAAAAGGUGCUUCAUUCCAAGGUAAGAUUCCUAAAUAUGAAAAGGGAGAAUUAGAGUCAGUGUUAUUAUACUUGAACACUAUUUGUGAUUAA